AUAACACACACACACACACACACACACACACACACACACACACACACACAGGUGAGGUGUUAGAGUCCGCUCAUACACUCGGAAAAAGUCUCUGUGAUGGUUUCUCUCUGAGUCUCCGGCAGUUUGUCCUCACCUACUUUACCUGUCUCACCUCUCUCUCACCUCACCUGUCUGACUCACCUGUCUGUCUCUCUCCUGUCUGUCUCUCAUCUGAGUGUGAUCGAGCUUCCUGUCGACUCCCGGAGGAACACGAGCUGCUGAGAGUCAUGGAGUCCAGAGGAAGAGGAGGAGGAGGAGGAGGAGGAGACACCCUGAGGUCUCUGAACAACAGCACUGAUACUGCAGAUACUACCAGUACUGCAGAUACUACUGAUACUACCAGUACUACAGAUACUACCAGUACUGCAGAUACUACUGAUACUACCAGUACUGCCAAUACUGCAGAUACUACCAGUACUGGGAAUACUGCAGAUACUACCAGUACUGCUAAAGAUACUACUACCAGUACUGCCAAUACUACUACAGACACUAGUACUGGGAAUACUACUACAGACACUAGUACUGGGAAUACUACUACAGACACUAGUACUGGGAAUACUACUACAGACACUAGUACUGGGAAUACUACUACAGACACUAGUACUGUCAAUACUACUACAGACACUAGUACUGGGAAUACUACUACAGACACUAGUACUGGGAAUACUACUACAGACACCAGUACUGGGAAUACUACUACAGACACUAGUACUGGGAAUACUACUACAGACACUAGUACUACCAGUAUUACCAAUACUACUACAGACACUAGUACUGGGAAUACUACUACAGACCCUAGUACUGGGAAUACUACUACAGACACUAGUACUGGGAAUACUACCACAGACACUAGUACUGGGAAUACUACUACAGACACCAGUACUGGGAAUACUACUACAGACACUAGUACUGGGAAUACUACUACAGACACUAGUACUGGGAAUACUACUACAGACACCAGUACUGGGAAUACUACUACAGACACCAGUACUGGGAAUACUACUACAGACACUAGUACUGGGAAUACUACUACAGACACUAGUACUGGGAAUACUACUACAGACACUAGUACUGGGAAUACUACUACAGACACUAGUACUGGGAAUACUACUACAGACACUAGUACUGGGAAUACUACUACAGACACUAGUACUGGGAAUACUGCCACAGAUACUGGCCGUCCUGUAACAGCUGCUGCUCUCUCAGGAGCCGUGGAGCUGCUGUCCAAUCAGAGGCCAGCUCCUCCCAGCAGUCUGGCCUUCUCAAGACCAACGAAGAAGAAGAAAGUCCUGGUGGCUCCAGCGCUCAGUCUGUCCUUAGGUCGCAGUGAGUCUAUGCUCUCGGAGGAUUUCCCCCCCGCCUUCCUCUCUCCAGACGAGGACUUCGAUCUGGACGGCAUGGAGACUCCGUCUGACAGCGAGUCGCUGUGCUUCCCCGUCUACGAGCUGGACCUGGAGGAUGACCUGCGGCGUCUCGGCGUGGCGACUCGGCGCCGGGCAGAGUUCAGAUCCGGUCCGCGCUCCAGGUUUGAGUUCGACUCCGGGUCUUCUUCAGCAGCAGUGGGGGGGCAGCAGGAGGAUGUAGUGGAUCCGCAGGGCACCAGGUGGCGCUGUUUCUCCACCGGGGGGCCGGAGAGCAGAGUCAACAUGAGCGUCCUGCAGCCCUACCUGAGGGUGCUGUCACACGGAGGUUACUAUGGAGACGGUAUGAACGACAUCAUCGGGGUGUUUGCUUCCUGUUACCCAUGCCGAAGAACAGCCUGGUUAACUACCAGCAGGAUGAUGGAUCACCUGUUCAGGUACGUGGUGGGCACUCUGGACCUGAUGGUGAGGGAGAACUACCUGAUGGUGUACCUGUGUGCUGGAGGGCAGAGAGACAAGCUGCCAGGAAUCAGCUGGCUGAGGGAGUGUUACACCACCAUCAACCACAGGCUGAGGAAGAACCUGAAGGGGUUCUACGUGGUCCACCCCACCUGGUACAUCAAGGCCCUCGCCACCAUCAUCAAACCCUUCAUCAGUUCUAAGUUCAGUAGGAAGCUUCAGUUUGUGGAGUCUCUCCAGGAGCUCUCUCUGCUCGUCCCAGUGGAUCAGGUUCAGAUCCCAGCUGCUGUGUCUCAGUACGACGAGAAGCUGUGACGCUGCAUAGAGAAGAACAGUCACAUGACCCGGGGUCGGGAGCUUCACACACUGUGUGUGUGGUGUGGUGUGUGUGUGUGGUGUGUGUGGUGUGUGUGUGUGUGUGGUGUGUGUGUGUGUGUGUUGUGUGUGGUGUGUGUGUGUGUGUGUGUGUGUGUGUGGUACAAAUGACUCAUCAUGUGAUUCUGUUGUCAGCCAAACAAACCAGAAACACAAAAUAAUGUUUAAUUUACAAAAUGUUCUGAUAAAGUUGACUUUACUUCCAUUGCACUGAGUCUUUCUCUGACUGACCCCAGCUCUAGUUACGGACACAUUAAUGCAUCAAUAAAAUAAUAGUAAAGAGUG
Messenger RNA from Trematomus bernacchii (emerald rockcod), 2519 nucleotides. RefSeq names its product cell wall protein IFF6-like. The record is from RefSeq and is a predicted model, not a curated record. Lineage: Eukaryota; Metazoa; Chordata; Actinopteri; Perciformes; Nototheniidae. Gene Ontology annotation, cellular component: cytoplasm. Gene Ontology annotation, biological process: apoptotic process.